Dacryopinax primogenitus is the source of this 572-nucleotide messenger RNA. RefSeq lists its product as uncharacterized. The transcript has 2 exons. NCBI's taxonomy places the organism in Eukaryota, Fungi, Basidiomycota, Dacrymycetes, Dacrymycetales, Dacrymycetaceae. The record is from RefSeq and is a predicted model, not a curated record. The coding region runs from base 1 to 570 and encodes 189 amino acids.
AUGCGUAUUCCCGUCAUCCUCUUUCUCGCACUCUUCUCGACAUCUGUCUUUGCCCACCCUGUCCAGACGUUCACAAGUGAACUUUCAUCGGAGGACGGAUCUCCUUGGAAGCGAAGCCCCGUGAACCCUACGGAGGAGCAGAGACGGACAGAACAAGGCGCCCACCUUUGGAGGGCUUCCGGACUCGCCAACGACUUCGUCCAAACUCACAAGAAAAAUUUUGGUCAGGCAAGAACGGCAAGGCACGCUGCGCGCCUGGUAAUGCACGGAGCACAAAAAGAUCACACACAGUCGGCAAAGACAGUGCAGGACGAGAGGACACGUUUGGGCCGCAAGACGCCGGGCUCGCAAGCAUUCAAAAGGUCGAGUAACCGUCUCAAGGAGGCACACAACAAGCAUACGACCAACCAGCAUGCGCUUAUGACUGCGACAUCAGACUAUCAGAAGACUCAGGAGACAUAUGAUGAGGCAGAGAAGGACUACACAGCAGCCAAGCUCAUUAAAAGCGCGGUUGACGAAAAGAUUCAGACACAUGUGGAUAAUAGCCAACGACCUCCCCCAUAUGAAUGAGC